AUGGGCGAAGCUAUGUUGAUGAAUAUAUCCCAUCCCAACUCAGAGCACUAUGGGAAGCACCUCUCGGCGUCCGAGGUAGACGAGAUGUUCGCCCCGUCAAAAGAGAGUGUUGAUGCUGUUACUAUAUGGAUUAACUCCGCUCUAAGUGAUAGGAAGAUUACGUUAUCUAGGAGCCGUCAAUGGCUGGAGUUUAAUGCUACAGUUGCAGAACUUCAGGAUCUCCUCCAUACCGAUUACCACGAGUAUACGAAGCGGGCUGAUGACACUGUUCGCAGCUUCGGCCCCAUGCUGCCUGGACCUACACCCAUGCCGGAUCUAUUGCCGGAAUACUCAAACAACCUCUCGGAUUGUUCUUUAAUGGUCGCCCCGAACUGCGUUCGCGCUGUGUACAAAGUAGCAGAUAAAUCCAAGGGAGACCCAAACAACUCAAUUAGCAUAUACUCAAACCAGAGGCAGCGUUACAGCCCGGAAAGCCUCAACACCUUCUUUAAGUAUUUUGCAUUCGAAAUUCCACAGGGUACGACGCCAGAGUUUCAAGGUAUCGACGGAGCACCGGCACCCUCUCCACUGCCAUACGACGCCGCCAAAGAGGCCGAUCUUGACUUUCAGGCGUCAUACCCUCUAGCGUACCCAGACAAGGUGGUGAACUACCUAGUUGACGACUUCUAUUAUGAAGCUGGCGGCGGCGGGGUUAGUGGCCUCUUCAACAUCUUCCUCGAUGCUCUCGAUAAGUCAUAUUGUACGUACUCCGCGUUUGGUAAAACAGGCGACUUCAAGGGUGUUGACCCAAGCUACCCGGACACGAGAGAAGGAGGCUAUGAUCAGACAGAACAGUGUGGUAUCUACACCCCGACCGAUCGACGUCAGUGUCACGAGUGGAUGAAGUUGGGUUUACAGGGCGUCACCGUUAUCGUUGCCACGGGAGACGGAGGCGUGGGCGGCUUUGGUGGGUUUGGCUGCCUUGGUGGUGUCUUUGGCACGGUAUCACCGGCAGACUGCCCGUUUGUUACAGCAGUUGGUACGACGAAUCUCACAACUAGCAGCAUUGGUGGUAAAUUGAAGAUAGUAGAGCAGGGGGCAAGGUUCAGUGGCGGUGGCUUCUCCAACAUCUUUAGAACACCGACUUACCAGACCAACGCUUAUAACCGCGGUGGCGGUGGAUAUCCUAACAUCUCCGCUAUAGGGCAUAAUUUUGUUAUUUGGGUUGGUGACGGUCUCACGCUCGCAGAAGGGACAUCUGUCUCCACCCCUGUGUUUGCGGGUCUUAUUACAAGUAUUAACUCGUUCCGCUUGAAUGCGGGCAAGAAGCCUGUUGGAUUUAUCAACCCAGUGUUGUAUCAACACCAAGAAAUAUUUAACGACAUCACCACUGGCAAUAACCCAGGCUGCAAUACUGCGGGAUUCAGUGCGGUCAAGGGCCGGGAUCCAGUAACCGGCCUGGGCGCGCCUGACUACAGUAAGCUGAAGGAAGUUUUCCUGAAUAUGCCGUAA
Molecule: messenger RNA, 1491 nt
Organism: Trichoderma virens Gv29-8
Lineage: Eukaryota; Fungi; Ascomycota; Sordariomycetes; Hypocreales; Hypocreaceae
Exons: 4
Coding region: 1-1491 (496 amino acids)
Biological process (GO): proteolysis
Molecular function (GO): serine-type endopeptidase activity; tripeptidyl-peptidase activity
Source: RefSeq, a predicted model, not a curated record